AGCACACUUCCGGUAAGGAAAGAUGGCUGCGUCCGUGGAGGACUCACGUGUGAGUGCGGGGAAAAAGCUGAAAAAGUCCCUAAAGAAGAAGAAGAAGGUGAAAAUGAUAGCCAAAGUCUUGCCGUCGGAGCUGGAAGAGGAGGUCAAAGGUGCUUCCGACAGCGGAGGUUCUGUAGGAAGCUGCGGAUCUGAAAAGGAUCACUUUUCUGAUGAUGAAGCUAUGGAUGCUGACAAUGAGGACGAUGCUGAACCCUGUGACAAAGAAAAUGAAAACACAGAGUCAGGUGUUGGGACUAAUAUGGGCUGGGCAGAUGCUAUGGCUAAAAUCCUUAAUAAGCAAAUUCCUAAAAGUAAACCCACCAUUCUCGUCAAAAAUAAAAAGCUGGAGAAGGAAAAAGAAAAGUUAAAGCAAGAAAGACUUGAGAGAAGAAAACAGCUUGAUAAGAAGCGGGAGUGGGAGAUGCUGUGCAGAGUAAAGCCAGAUGUUGUCAAAGACAAAGAAACAGAGAGAAACCUUCAGAGAAUUGCGACGAGAGGUGUGGUACAGUUGUUUAAUGCUGUUCAAAAACAUCAAAAGAAUGUUGAUGAAAAGGUUAAAGAAGCUGGAGGCUCCAUUAGAAAGCGUGCUAAGUUAAUAUCAACUGUUUCCAAGAAAGAUUUCAUCAGUGUUCUCAGAGGAAUGGAUGGACGUGCAAAUGAGAAGAGCUCAGCCGGCAAGAACUCAAAAGCCAAUCAGCCUGAAGCGAAGCCAGAAGAAACUCCAGGUUGGACGAUCCUACGUGACGAUUUCAUGAUGGGAGCCUCUAUGAAAGACUGGGACAAGGAGAGUGACGGGCCUGAUGACAGCCGACCAGGCUCUGCGAGUGACUGUGAUGUGUAAAACAAUGGAGGCAACACAGUUGGCAGUUGCUGUGUUUUUUCCACAAAGCUACUCCGAUCUCUGACGGGGAAUUAGAAGAAUACCCUUUGUGAGAAAGCCAAAACACUUUUACCAGCUUUGAUGUUUUCCCUUUACAUGUAAACUUUGGUAAAGUUCUAUUUUGAACUUUUGUAUACUUUGAGGCAUUGUUCCUCCAAACAUUUGCAACUAGGAAUAUUUCUGCUUACUCAGUAAGAUCCGCGUUGUGCCAGUAUUGUCAGAUGUUUACAGAUUGGUCAUGCCCGUGCUGUGCUGUCUCAGCGUCACCAGUGUCCUAGGCAUGCAGCCCUGGUUCAUAAGUAUAAUGAGCUUUUUGAAGUAAAUGGGUUUUUUGCCUUUCACUUUAGAGAUCGUGUAUCUAGCUUUGGGGAGUGGUGGAUUUUUCUGUGUUUUUGGUAAGUUGUAAAAACGUUUGCAAUGAAAUUAAAAUGUUUGAUUUUGCAGGACAAAUUAGGUUUAGUACCAGCUUUCUACUUUUAUAUUAUUUCCUUUUUCAUACCAAGUAAUACAAACAGGAAAUGCACUUAAUUUUCCAGUUAUUUUUUCACUAAAGAUUUAUUGAGCUUGAAAUUGUCAUGUGUAACUUAUGCAGAAGAUGAGCUUUCUUAGGAAGCAUAUUUGGUAUCUUUACUCCCUUCCUGUUCUGCAAACUGGACAACCCAAGCAGUGAAAUGAUGAAGUUACACAAGAGGUAAUCUUUUUUUUUUUUAUAAUAGGGAAAUUUACAUCAGAAUAUUGCUUCUGACUUGAGACUUGGUAUUUAAGUAAAAAGAGAAAAGUAAGGCUGUUCAGUAUGAUUCCAAAAUUCCUGCAAAACCCAGCCCCAGAUCUAAGUUUAUAAGGGAAUUAUUUAUUAAUGUAAUCUGUUCAUCUUGGAAAAGUAUAAUCUUUCUCUAUCAUUUCCAUAAUAAAAAUAGUUCCCUUCUACCGGCCAGUUGUACGCACUGCAUCUGUUACCUAUUGAAGGGGUAACCUUCCCCCGAAACAGUGUGCCAGAGCAGAGAUGGCUAUGUUUUCAAACCCAUUGGAGUGCUCUGAGUAUUAUGUGACUAACGUUAGAUUAGUUCAUGUUCUGGUAUUUGUUAUCGUAAAGGAAGGUAGACACCCAAGAUAUCAGCUUCUUAAAACAGCAAAGCUCAGAAUGUUUGUAUUUGUCCUAUCUUUUGAACUUCAGUUUCUUAUUUAAUUAGGUAACUGCCGUUUUGUCACUUCAAUAUAAAUAAAUGUGAGCAGUUAUUCCUCAGUGUUAAUACAGGAGUGCUUAACAUACUGAUGUAAGCUAAUAGGUAAUAUUUCUCUGUUUGAAUAGAUAAUAUUGCAGUGUAAUAUUGUUGAUAAUUUGGGAAAAAAUGUAUAACACUUAAAACUUGUUUUUCAUCAGAACUAAAUAUUAAAUUUUAUAUUUUUGUUGUUCUUCAGUCAUCAUCCAAAAAGUUUGCAGAAUUUUUUCCUGAAUAUUUUUGAUGAUACAAGCUGGGCAUGGCUUAUGUCAGAUGGUUAUAUGUAUAUAUAAAUUGCAUGAAAUAAUUCUGGUCAUGUGGAAAUCUGUUUAUUAGUAUUUCUUUUGUAUCUUGUAUAUAAAACUAUUUAAGCAGAUAUCGCCAUGUUUAAAUAUAAAUUUAAGAGCAAGCCUGUUUGAGAAACUGUCUUUACAUGAAUGUUUUAAAUAAUCUAAUGCCCCCUCUAUCCUAAAUACUUCACCUGCAACGUUAAAUUUUGUCUGAUACCA
Messenger RNA from Ochotona curzoniae (black-lipped pika), 2648 nucleotides. RefSeq names its product ribosomal RNA processing 15 homolog (gene RRP15). Gene Ontology annotation, cellular component: preribosome, large subunit precursor. Gene Ontology annotation, biological process: maturation of 5.8S rRNA; maturation of LSU-rRNA. The coding region runs from base 23 to 880 and encodes 285 amino acids. NCBI's taxonomy places the organism in Eukaryota, Metazoa, Chordata, Mammalia, Lagomorpha, Ochotonidae. The record is from RefSeq and is a predicted model, not a curated record. The transcript has 5 exons.